GAUCAGAAAUUUUUUUCCCGGGGGCGCGCGCCUGUACCCGUCCGGCCCCGGGCGGGGAAAGGGGUCGAGAAACCCCGCGCUAAGGGGCCGGUGGCAGUGGGGGCAAUGCCGAAGCGAUGCUGCCCCUUUGGGGAUGCGAGCCCGCUGCAACUCAAGGUCAGGGUCGGUCCGAAGGAGCUGAGCCGAGGCGUCUUCGGAGAGCGCUAUACGCGGGAGAUCUUUGAGAAGACCAAGCAGCUCUUGUUCCGGGGAGCCCAAGCCUACAUGGACCACAUGUGGGAUGAGAGCUGUGCCACGAACCACCUUCCAGAGCCAGCAAAGCACGGUCAUGAAGCCCCAAGGGCAGUGUGUGCUCUGAGUGGGCAGAUGCUGAUUGGGCAGGAUGGGAAACUGCUCCGGAGGCCUGCACAGGCCACAGGUGACACAGACUCAUCGGAGGGAAUGGCCAAAGCCUGCUCUUCCUGUGUAAGGACUGUCCAUGGGAAAGAGACCUGUAGCCAGUGUGACCGCUUCCUGUGUCAGAGCUGCAUCAAAAUCUGCUAUGGCUGCGACACUGUGGUCUGCUUGCUGUGUGCUGUUGUUAAUUACAGUGACAUUGGUGAGAGUGCACUCUGCAGUGGCUGCUCCAUGUUUGAAGCCUGAUGUUCAGUUGAAAAGGACUGCCUCUUCUGUCUGGGAGGCCUGUGCACCUUGGCCAUCUCCAUCUACACAACUGACACUAGUGUUUAGAUGGAAGAACUACAGAAUUUCUAGGAUUUUGUGGCGUGUAUGUUUUAUAUUUUGUACUCUAAAUAGAAUAAGUAACAGAACUGAAUAAAAUCUUUUUAUAUUUGGA
This is a messenger RNA of Trichosurus vulpecula (common brushtail), 835 nucleotides long. RefSeq names its product SIVA1 apoptosis inducing factor (gene SIVA1). NCBI's taxonomy places the organism in Eukaryota, Metazoa, Chordata, Mammalia, Diprotodontia, Phalangeridae. The transcript is spliced from 4 exons. Gene Ontology annotation, biological process: extrinsic apoptotic signaling pathway. The record is from RefSeq and is a predicted model, not a curated record. The coding region runs from base 106 to 642 and encodes 178 amino acids. Gene Ontology annotation, molecular function: CD27 receptor binding.